AUGGCGGCGACAUCCACUCCCGGACAGGGGAUGCCGGCCCUAGACCGGAUUGAGGGCUCCCUGAGGGACCUGGCAGCCACCAUGGUGACAAAAACCGACCUUCAGGUGAUAACUACCACCAUCCAAGACACAUUGCGGACAGAGAUCGCGGGGAUUCACACAGAGCUCACUGCGCAGGCGGGCCGCAUUACCGCGACGGAGGAAGCAACUGAGGCCCUCACGGCCCGAGUGGCAGCCACUGAUACCGCUGUAGCACGCCAGGGUGAGAUGCUGCUUUCCAUGCGUCGACACCUGGAAGAUGUAGACAAUAGAG
Molecule: messenger RNA, 313 nt
Organism: Pelobates cultripes (western spadefoot toad)
Lineage: Eukaryota; Metazoa; Chordata; Amphibia; Anura; Pelobatidae
Source: the annotation of a GenBank genome assembly